AUGUCCAUUGGUUUGAUCAAUUUAGAAAAAAGAGAAGAAGGAACUGAGCUGAAGGAUAAAAUUAAUCUGGAAGAUAUCGGCGAUUUAUAUGAGAUGAACAAACAGGAACCUUCACAGCGAUCUCUAUCUGUCUUGCUUUAUUUAACAUUGACACACUUCGGAGUUAGCUGGAGAAAGACUGAGGAAUUCAUGCAGCGCAUUGGUGGAAUGUCGCCACAAACGUGUCAUAAAUGGGCAGAAACGUUCAUAGAAGAAGACUAUGAUGAUUUCGUUGAAGAAAACCGAGGCGCAAGCAUGGAGAUUCGAGCAACAAGAAAGAAUGCGUCAUUCACUUCACUGGAGUUGGCUAGAUAUUUGGAUGAUCAGUACUAUGAAUUGACGGGGGAGGUCAAAGCAACGGAUCAACUGAUCCGAUCAGAAAGAUUGUGUAGACUAGAUCUACGGCGUUACGGCUGUAAGUUUGACAAAAACUCCCAGAAGCCUUAUUGGAUCGGCCAUGAACGGUCUGAUGUUAUUGAAGCUAGGAAUGAAUUUGUCAAAACUUUUCUUACGAACAAAGAUCAUUACUAUUUGGUGUCAGAUGGCAAUGAUCCAUACUGGGUGGUUCCCAAAAAAAAUUCAACGAUUCUGCUCUGUAGGUUCGAUGAUAGGCUCUUUUCCUCUAAGUCGUUUUUCUUUCCUGUUUCUUGUAGUCCACGACGAGUCCUGCUUUCGUAGUGGAGAAACUACUGCACGUCGGUGGUUCUUCUCAGAAGAAACUACAAGAUUCUUCAACAAGGGGAAGGGACGCUCGCUCAUGUUUAGUGAAUUCCUUGUUUCGUGUCCAGAAGGUCCUUUCUUCGAAUUGUCCAAUGAGGAGUGGGCAGCUGCUGUUACAAGACAUGGUGAUUUGUCAGACGGUAGCACGAUGAAGUAUCUGCCCAGAUCAGCAUCAGCUUCAAUACAGGUUGGCGUAGACGGCUACUUUGACAAUGACGCGGUCAUAGAACAAUUCACCCGUCUCUUCAAACUCUUACCAUUCAAGAAGUCUUAUGAAGGGCAUAAAAUCAACAUCGUUGUGGACAAUGCCCGAACUCAUUCAGCGAGAGAAUAUUCGCUGAAUGAGUUUGAUAAAGGGAUCGGUACCAGAUGUCCUGUCAAAUCGAUUCAGUACAUCGACGAGAAAGGGAACAAAAAUAGAAUAGAAUGUUACUUCAAAGGAGGUGAAAAUAACGGAAAGUCGAAGGGACUUCUGAUACUAGCUCGUGAGCUGAAAUUGACAAUUCCAGACAGGAUUCUACUUCCCGAAUUAAACAAUUACUUGAGCAGCACAAAGCCUUUCAAAACGUAAGAUGACUCGUCUUUCUUUCUCCUCUAUUCAUCACGUCUAUUAUGUACAGACUGCGUCCAACGAACGGAAGGAAAUGAAACAGAUCUUUUAAAGAUGGCUUCGUCUGGCGUGCCCGUAAUCAUUUGCACCAGAAACCAUUUAGUUUUAUUCUUCAAGAAACGACGUAGAGACGUUUAACAUAUUACAGAGAUCUGUUGCCAAAUGAGAACAUGUUAAUGGUCCACUCUCAAACGUCGUUCUCGUUCUGAUCUUUCUCUAUUCUUUUCUUUUUACCUUAUAAAAGAAAAGUGUAUAUGCUUAGCGUAGACGUUUUAUUAUUGGCGUGUUUAGAUCUCACAUAAGAGUUGAUCGCUCUCCUAACAGAAAAGAAAAGAAUGAAAAGUAUGUUAUUAGAAAAUGAAUGGGGUGGGCAGAAGAUCUGUUGCGACCAGAGCACUGCAGGUUGAUCCUAACCUAGG
Messenger RNA from Didymodactylos carnosus, 1788 nucleotides. The record is from the annotation of a GenBank genome assembly. NCBI's taxonomy places the organism in Eukaryota, Metazoa, Rotifera, Eurotatoria, Philodinida, Philodinidae.